Messenger RNA from Suillus discolor, 400 nucleotides. RefSeq lists its product as uncharacterized. NCBI's taxonomy places the organism in Eukaryota, Fungi, Basidiomycota, Agaricomycetes, Boletales, Suillaceae. The record is from RefSeq and is a predicted model, not a curated record. The annotation marks the transcript as partial. The transcript has a single exon.
AUGUAAUCCUGUCGUCAUGCUCUUAGGAGUGUUGAUUUUUCUUCCGUACACGUCAGGUCCCUCAACGGAUGUCUCCGAUGCCUGGAUGCCUACGUUUGGCGAAGAAAUCUUUGGGGACUGUCCAAGGUCGUACGUCUCCUCCGAGGAGCACUCCAGCCUGACUUUCGAUACCUCAGGUCAUCAAGACUUCUUUGAUGGCUUCUUCUCUUCUAUGUUUCUCACUGGCGGAAUCUGCCUUAUCUUUUCGAGUUCAGUCGUGCAUUCCUUUACAAGGCAUGCGCCCGGGGUCGUUACGAAAUGAUACCUGCAAGACGAUGCUGCGUGCGUAGUUCUGAGGACUCGUCUCAGAAAGAUACGUACAUAGCAACUUGCGCGUCUACAUGAUUGCCCUUGAUUAGUG